AUGUGGAAGGAAUUUGCUCAGAGUCGUUUGCCACUUCUUGAACAGAACUGGAAGUACUUGUCAACUGUAGUGGAAGAACUACUCAAUGAAAAGGAAAAUAUCUUUCACCAGAAUAUAGAACAGUCCAGUGAAGCAACUGCACAGCCAAAGUUAAGAGUGCCACUGUCUGAAAUUGAAAAUAUUGUAGUGGAACCUUGUACCAGUGCAAAGUCAUCAACACAAACUUUAGUGGAUGUCGCAAGAACAACUGGAUUCAUUGACAGCGUGCAGAAUGAACUCAAUGUGGCAACCUGUAGCAAGUCAAAUUUGACCAAAAAACGUACUAAAAUCCUAGCUAACCUAGGUGUCACAAAACAUGAUAUUGAAGUAACCUCAGAUUUUCAAUGCAAUGAGAAGCCUGUAAAAGGUACAGUGAAAUGGAGCCACAUUGAAGCAUUUUAUCAGUUGGACAAAACCAACCCCAAUUUAGUUUAUGCUCCUCAACUGACAGAUAAUCAUUUGCGUCCAAAUUGUCAGCAGAAAAUGAGAGUAAAAUUAGCAGCACAAGUGUUUAGCCACUCUGUUACAACUGGCAUGUUAAUGAAAAUUGCUCAAAAUGAACUUCCGGCCGAAGCCCAUGUGACAGCAAAUUUCGUGCAAAAGUUUGACGAGCUAAGUCCAAAGAACAUGUCUAGACAAGGACCAUUAUUACUAAAAAGGUUUAUUAAUACAUCUGUUAAAAGACAGCCACUGCAACAAAUUCUGGACCUACAAAAACCAUCAAAAUCAUCAGAUACCAUUUCAACUCAUUGUGCAUAUAUUCAACCUACAUCAACGAACGUUUAA
This is a messenger RNA of Parnassius apollo (apollo), 825 nucleotides long. The record is from the annotation of a GenBank genome assembly. Lineage: Eukaryota; Metazoa; Arthropoda; Insecta; Lepidoptera; Papilionidae.